GUUCAUGAAAAAAUUAUUGCUUUGUUCCGACAGUUGGAUUGGCUGGAUUUGAACAGGACGUUCUAUACGAGAAGGGAUUACGUUGGUUUUAUUCAGUUAUUUUGGGGAUGAUUGACGUAUUAUCAGUGUACCGUAUGUCAAGAAGCAUCCUAUGGUGAUACAGCAUUCGUUCUCCGCAAGAAUAUUUCUCUCCACAUAUCUGUUGUAAAAGAGUGAAAGACAAAUAAUAUUUUAAAGAACAUAUAAAGUUUUUUUUGAAAGCUGAAACAAGCCAAUAUUGUGAAUAAUCUUUUGUAUAACAUCUCUAACUAAAGCAAUAUCGUUAAAAUGGAUAAAGUUCAAGAACUUUCUGAAGCACUGCCUUUACCAAGUCAGCCAUUCUUAAACGUCGAAGUAAAUGAAUGCAAAGAAAGAUAAUUGAUUUGAAAAAAGUUAUGCUAAAGUAUCAUGUCUAUCAACUUCAUGAUGGGGGGCAUGCAUAUGAAGAACUUGAGGAUGAUAUAUCUGCUCCAGACAACUGGCUUUUGCCUACAGAGGAUUUUCAGGGCUUGUGGGAAAGCUUGCUCUUUGACUCGGAUGUGAAAAAUCAGUUGCUAAAAUAUGCGGCAACGACACUUCUCUUCUCCGACAGAGGCGUGGAUUUCAACAUCAUCUCGUGAAAUAAAGUUAUCUUAUUGCAUGGUAAGUUAGUUUCCUUGGUAACCAGACGUGAGUCCUUGCGUCAUCGUCCGUCACGUGUAUCUUUUUACGAAUCAAAUUAGAUUUUAUUUUUGCGUGUGUUGACUUUGUAACAACUCUCAUCUUAACGGAGUAAAUCUCUUAUCACUCAUAACAUUCAAGAUUGAAAAAUCACAUAUCAAAGUAUUGAUAAGAAUAAGUUAGCUACAAUCAGAUAGAAUGAAA
Messenger RNA from Xenia sp. Carnegie-2017, 903 nucleotides. Its product is annotated as pachytene checkpoint protein 2 homolog. The record is from RefSeq and is a predicted model, not a curated record. NCBI's taxonomy places the organism in Eukaryota, Metazoa, Cnidaria, Anthozoa, Malacalcyonacea, Xeniidae. The transcript has 7 exons. Gene Ontology annotation, cellular component: nucleus; chromosome. The coding region runs from base 402 to 659 and encodes 85 amino acids. Gene Ontology annotation, biological process: reciprocal meiotic recombination; meiotic recombination checkpoint signaling.